Molecule: messenger RNA, 783 nt
Organism: Magnolia sinica
Lineage: Eukaryota; Viridiplantae; Streptophyta; Magnoliopsida; Magnoliales; Magnoliaceae
Exons: 4
Coding region: 181-510 (109 amino acids)
Source: RefSeq, a predicted model, not a curated record
ACUAGAUGAUAACUAAACCAACCAAUAUUCUACAGUCUUGUAUCCAGCCUGUGUACAAUGAUACUGCAGUUCUCAGUUUAGUUCGUGUUGUCUUUUGUUGUGCAACUGUUGAUCUCUAAUUUGCUUCCAACAGAAAUUGCCUAUUGCGAAGGAAAGCAAUCUUCUGAUUGCCCAAUGUGAAUGCAGCCUUACGUUGACUUGGUGAAUAGCUAUGGCACUGGGAAAAUGUCAGAAUUAGAGAGUUGUCUUGAGACAAACAUGGAGAAGUUCAAAACUGUUUUGGAUGCUUCUUGUACAUGCCUGACUAGCAACGAAAUCCACUUCAAGAAUAUCAGGUUCAAGUCUUCAACAAAUAGAGGGCCUGGUUCUGCAGCACUCUACAGCUCCAAGCAGUAUAAUCUCAAUGCUGUGCCACUUACCGAAUCAGCUAUGCUUCUCAGCCCAUUGCAGGGAAACUUCCCAGGGAGGAAUUUAGGCUCAUUGCAAGAAAAGGGCCUACAUCACACAUAGUGGACACGUGAUCAUGGCCAGUGAGGUUGGUGUUGUAGACAUUUGCCAGAAGAUGUGGCUAGGAAAGGAAGACAUAUGAUCAGUCUAGAAGGGGACCUUACUGAAAUAGUUCAUGUGAAAGGCUAGGAAAGGAAGACAUUUAUAGUUUGUUUUGAAAACUUUAAAUAGACUAUUAAUUGUUUUGUUGAUAUUGUGCUAAUUGUUGUCUUGAUGAAUGUUAGAUUAUUGGGUAAUUCAAAUUCUUGUCAUUCAAUCAUAGGUUUUUGAUAGUUA